AUGCCAAAGCUUUCAAACUUCCCGAGCACCUUCAAUGGGCCUCAGUCUCCCAUGCUUGCCAAUGACUCGCCGUUUCCCAUGCUCAAGGCUGACUACCGGUAUAGAGGCGUCUACGAAAGAGCAGGCUUCGAUGUCAAUUUGAAUGGAUACAAAAGCGGCAUGCACUCUCCCAGUGAUACACGCACCAUGGCCCUGGCAAGGAAGCAGCCAGCGUCUCCAGCGUCCCUGAAUUUUGGGUUUCCUUCAGCAAAGGGCCCUUCCAAGCAUGUCAAUCAGUCACUGAGAUCGCUCCCCAUGAGCUCUCACAGACGCGACAAUGUCUCGCCAACAGAGUCCAGAUCUAGCGCUGGAAAAGCUGCUGCUGCUGCUACCACUGCUACCCACCCUUACUCUACAUCAUCUAAUAACUCAUAUCAUGACCCUGCGUCUGCUCCCGCUUCUGCUCAUCCAGUGAACGCUCCUGAUAGGUUCCAGUUACCCAAAAAGGCUCCCAUAGAAGUUCAGCCUCCACAACACAACCAACAGCAACAGCAGCACGCGGCAUACCAAGCAUUCCAGCCUUUUAAGCCAGAUACUGAGAAAAUCAUGGUUUUGGAUGACCAAGGUAACCCCAAAAUCAUCGAUAGCCAACCAGAUGUGCCUCCUCGUGCUGAUAGAAACAUCAAGGGUCUUCGGGUGCACAUCCCUCACAGCACUCACAACAUUUGUAACACCCAUAACGCAGAUUUCAGCAAACCUGACACGACAUUUAGCACCCAAUCUCCCUCGGGCCGGGAAUCGGAGUCUGACUACAACUCUCCCACUUUCGAUCACACUGAACAAGCGUCCACGGCGCAUACCUCAGCAACUUCGUCUAAUGAGUUCAGAAAGAAUAGUCUUGACUCUGCCGCAAGCGUCAAGACGUCGGAACUUGUCAAAUCAACACCUUAUCCAACCCUGAAUGACAUCCCGGUUAUACAGGAGCAUCAGGAUUUGUCUUCCAUGCUUGAAAGCUUCCGCCUGGACGUUGAGGACCACAAAAAUCUCAAAUUCAAGAAUUCUCCCUCCGCUUCAAAGGUGCUUGAUAAUUCAUCACAACUUACCCCUGAUACAACCAGUCAUUCCAUGGGACUCGAUGACAACAAUAGUUCAGAGUCAUCAUUCAACUUUACAGGUGAGCAAGUUGGCCAUUCGGACAUGACAAAGGGUCAUAGCAGCCACGAGUAUCAAGAUUUUCUCAACGCAUCAGCUGCUGGCGAUAGAAAGAACAUCAGAAACUCAAACUUGUCUACUAUUUCCUCUAUUAUCUCCAAACUGAACGAUGGAAAUGAUGAUAGAGAAGAUGAUGUGGAUCCCGAGUUGCACCGUCAACUCGAGUCCCUCAAAAUGGGAGGCGAAAUUCCCUCUGUCUCGCCAGCUCGCAAACCAACCGAUACCGACUCUUUUGUCACUGCAUCAAACCUGCCUGAGCACGCUAACCCCAAUGCAGCUGUUCCGGUCUUCAACAUUCAAGACGUGUCUGAGAAGCUUGAAGCUGACAAUGACAAUGACGAUUCUUCAGUCGCUAAAUUCAGAGAAGCGUCUUCCCCCUCAAGUGAUGUUUCUAAUCCAUUUUACGAGGGCAACGAUAAUCCUCCACAAGCAAAGGAAGGCCAUUUGAUUUCUGAUGUAAGCUCAAAUGAUCUUGAGGCGGUUGACUUGAAUGAAGAUAUUGAGACAAAGGCUCCAAGGACGCCUUACAACCCUGGUGGUGAGUUUGAUGAUGAUCCUUUCACCCACGAGACACCGGAAACGAUCAAGCCAUUGAGUCCGAAGAAUCAUCGAAUUGAGGAGGAGCUCAAGGACAUGAACUUCAGGUACGAGCCUGAUAUUCCCAGGGUCGAAGCCGCAAGUGAAUACCCAAAGAUUACUGAGGGUGAUGACAUUCUGAUGAGAAAUCGUCUCACAUCGGAGUUCAAUCCAUUCCCACAAUCCGUCAUUGGAACCCAGUAUCCAAAAUUUAGAGAUAGUGACAUGCCCAUGAAAACUCCGCCUGGUCUGGGAAGAUGUCGUGGAUGUGGUGAAGAUGUUGACAAAAAUGCCAAGGGCUCUAGAAAGGCGAUAUUCUCAAAGACGGGUGAGCUCUCAGGACAAUGGCACAGAGGGUGUUUCUCAUGCUCGUUCACUGGAUGUGAAGUGAAUUUUGACAAGCACACUCCAUGUUACGUUCUCCUUGAUAAUGCAUUCUGCAAGCAUCACUAUCAUCUGCUCAACGGUACUCUUUGUCAAACCUGUAACUCAGGAAUUGAGGGCGAGUGCAUUGAGAAUGAAAUGAGGCAAAAGUGGCAUACUGAUUGCUUGAAGUGCAACAGAUGCCAUGGCGGCAUUAGAGAUGAUUAUUUCCUAAUAAAUGGAGAGAUCGUGUGUGAGAAGGAUGCCAAUGUACUUAUAAAGAAGAUGGAGAAAGAGGGUAUGUUGUGCACGGAUAAGAUCGAAAAGAGAAGAACCAGGAUGAUGUUUGUGGACCAAGUUCCGGAGUUUUGA
Candidozyma auris is the source of this 2502-nucleotide messenger RNA. RefSeq lists its product as uncharacterized. The coding region runs from base 1 to 2502 and encodes 833 amino acids. The record is from RefSeq and is a predicted model, not a curated record. Lineage: Eukaryota; Fungi; Ascomycota; Pichiomycetes; Serinales; Metschnikowiaceae. The transcript has a single exon.